Messenger RNA from Soboliphyme baturini, 567 nucleotides. NCBI's taxonomy places the organism in Eukaryota, Metazoa, Nematoda, Enoplea, Dioctophymatida, Soboliphymatidae. The record is from the annotation of a GenBank genome assembly.
AUGUGGAGGGUAAAAAGCGAUCUCCUGGUUCGUUGCGCCUUUGGUGCCACGCAUAUCGACAAACCUUUCAUCGGUACUCAAGGUUUCUACCUUGCCACAGAAGUCUCCCAUGAUGAGGGCACGUUCGAGCUUAGAGAUAAAUACCUCGUCGUGUACUUGAAAAACAUUCUUUCCAUCUUGCACGUCGAACGAGCCUGUGGCAGCAGAGGUCUGGAAGACAUUCGAGAUCUGCAUAGUGUGGCGACGACGACCAUCAUGGCUCGCUUCAUCUUCGUCCUGCUAAUCGUCGUGAUUUUCUGUGGCAGCGGGACGAACUUUGACGUGGAUGCUCUCGCCUCCAUAAUGGACGGCAUAGGCGGUCUUUUACCGGAGUUUAACGCUAAUUCGUUGCCAUCGUCUUUAGCGACGACGAAUAGAAACGACCCAUGCUUGUCGGUGGCUCAGCUGGCCGACUGGCACUCGUCCAUGGCACGCACGUACAAGAUGAACCCUAGACUGAGACGCGAAUUCAUGAAACAAAUGGACAUAUUAAGACAGGUAUUUUUGCUUGUGCCUGGAGAUUACUAA